Molecule: messenger RNA, 3667 nt
Organism: Salarias fasciatus (jewelled blenny)
Lineage: Eukaryota; Metazoa; Chordata; Actinopteri; Blenniiformes; Blenniidae
Product: ATPase family AAA domain-containing protein 2-like
Exons: 28
Coding region: 249-3470 (1073 amino acids)
Biological process (GO): nucleosome disassembly; transcription initiation-coupled chromatin remodeling; nucleosome assembly
Cellular component (GO): nucleus
Molecular function (GO): chromatin binding; ATP binding; histone binding
Source: RefSeq, a predicted model, not a curated record
UCCCCGGGCGUUACCAUGGUGACGGUCUCCGGACGGGGACGCACUGAGCGUGCGCGGCGGAAGGGGGCGUGGCCACAGGCUGCGGGGCUCCGGCAGGAGGCCGGUGAAGGCAGAGGAGUAGAACCGCAGCAGGAGCAGCCCGAGGCGGCCGCAGGAGCCCGGACAGCCCGCGGGUGUGAGGAAGAUGAAGUGACCUUGCUGUCAUUGGAGGUUGAAGAUGAGGCCUCAGUGAAGAGCAAAGCAGUGCCAUGAGUAAAUCGCCGAGACUUCCGAAACCUUCAGGAGGGGGGAGGAGGAGGAGGCGCCUGAGGAGGAGCUCCAGAGCAACCCGGCCCACCAGCAGGUUCCAGGCCUCCAGCACCAUGGACUCCGCUCGCUCGGCCCUGAAGAGGAGGAGCAGGGAGGAGAUCGACUCCAGAUCUGACGGUAAAGUGGACCGGAGGUCGACCAGCGACAGCGACGACUCUGCGAGUGUGGGCGGCGAGCGGCCAGCGCACGGUGGACACGGCGGCCAGAACGGAGCCGUCAAACUGAACCGAGCCCCUUCACUUUACCAGGAACCGAGUAACAAUGUUCUGAGAGGAACCUUCCGGAUCUGCGCCUCAGGUCGGAAUGCUGCCCGCAGAGGAGCAUACAGAACCGCCAAGUGGUCCAACCAGACCGACGAUGAGGACGAGGACGAGGACGAGGACGACGACUCAGAGGACGACGAUGGGAACACAGCUCUCAGCUGUCGUCCUCUGCGUUCAGGACUCGUUCCCUCUCAGAAGUCUUCUGGAGGUCCGGCAGACAUCGAGCCCAUGAGCAUCGACCAGUCGGUGGGGUUUGACAGUAUUGGAGGUCUCUCAGGUCACAUCUCAGCUCUGAAGGAGAUGGUGGUCUUUCCGUUGCUUUACCCUGAAGUCUUCGACAACUUCAAGAUUCAACCGCCGAGAGGAUGUCUCUUCUACGGUCCUCCUGGGACGGGGAAGACGCUGGUCGCCCGCGCUCUCGCCAACGAGUGUCGCCACGGCAACCGGAGGGUUUCCUUCUUCAUGAGGAAAGGCGCCGACUGCCUCAGCAAGUGGGUGGGAGAGUCGGAGCGGCAGCUCAGGCUGCUGUUUGAACAGGCCUAUAUGUUGCGUCCGUCCAUCAUCUUCUUCGAUGAGAUUGACGGUCUGGCUCCGGUCCGGUCCAGCCGCCAGGAUCAGAUCCACAGCUCCAUGGUGUCCACGCUGCUGGCCCUGAUGGACGGUCUGGACAGUCGGGGGGAGGUGGUGGUGAUCGGAGCCACCAACCGGCUGGACUCCAUCGACCCGGCUCUGCGGCGGCCCGGACGCUUCGACCGCGAGUUCCUGUUCGGACUGCCGGACCGAGAGUCUCGUAAAGAGAUUCUGAAGAUCCACACGCGGCAGUGGACACCGUGUCCAUCGGAGGACUUCCUGGAGGAGCUGGCGGCGCGCUGCGUCGGUUACUGCGGCGCCGACAUCCGCGCCGUGUGCACGGAGGCGGCGCUGUGCGCGCUGCGGCGCCGCUACCCCCAAAUCUACGGCUCGCCGCAGAAGCUCCUGCUGGACGUGUCUUCCAUCGCCGUGGGCGCCGAGGACUUCGCGGCGGCCAUGAUGAAGAUGUCGCCGGCGUCGCGCCGCUCCAACGCCUCGCCGGCCAAACCGUUGUCGGCUGUGGUGGAGCCGCUGCUGGGCGGCGCCCUGCGGGACGCCCUGGCGGCGCUGCGACGGCUAUUCCCGCACGCCGCGCAGGGCGCGAGGAGGAGGGCGGAGCCAGAUCUGACCUCUGGUGUCCAUGACGACGGGCUGAUGUCUGCAGACGGAGGCGCCGGAACCACAAACCCCUCAGGAACCAGAACCAGGAACCUUCUGCACUUCACCAGGAGUGCGGUCAAACAGCCGAUGUCUCACCGUCCCCGGAUGCUCCUGGUUGGACGUCCUGAUUCUGGUCAGACGUCUCACUUGGCUCCAGCCAUCCUUCACGCUCUGGAGCGGUUCCCCGUCCACAGCCUGGACUCUGCUGUCCUGUUUGGAGCCGGCAGCUCGUCCCCAGAGGAGGCCUGUGCUCAGCGGUUCUCCGAGGCCAGACGGACGUCCCCCAGCGUCCUCUACGUCCCCCACAUCCAGCAGUGGUGGGACACGGUGGGCCCGGCGCUCAGGGCGUCCUUCCUCAGCCUGCUGGCCGGCAUCCCGUCCUUCUCGCCCGUCCUGCUCCUCGCCACCUGCAGCGUCCCCCAUGAGCAGCUGGACCCCGAGAUCCAGAGUCUGUUCCGGGAGGAGUACGGGGAGGUCUACACCCUCGGGGUUCCGUCCCAGAAGGAACGUUCCGCCUUCUUCCAGGACCUCCUGCUGAACCAGGCCGCUGAGCCUCCGCCCCCCGACGGGGACCCCGAGACCGGGACCCUGGAGGUCCUCCCCCCGGCGCCCCUGCCGCCCCCCCACCAGCUGUCGCAGCAGGAGCGCCUCCACCUGGAGGAGCAGGAGGAGGACGUGCUGCGGGAGCUCCGCCUUCUCCUCCGGAACGUGACGGAGCGCCUGAUCCUGGACCGGCGCUUCAGGGCCUUCAGCCGGCCGCUGGACCUGGAGGAGGUCCCAGACUACCUCCUGGUGACCCAGACCCCCAUGGACCUCUCCACCCUGCUGACCAACAUCGAUCAGCACAAGUACUCGACUGUAGGAGACUUCCUGUCAGACGCAGACCUGAUCUGGAAGAACGCUCUGGAGUCCACCUUAGAUGGAGGCCUGCGGCACCGAGCGUGCGCCCUGAGGGACGCCGUGCGCGCCGCCAUCCGAGACCAGCUGGACCCCGACCUGGAGAGAGUGUGUGAGGAGAUCCAAGAGGCGCGCUUCAAGAGGGGUCACGAGUCGCAAGAAGAAUCCAGGAGGUUCUCCAGUUCUGGAUCCCAGCUUCAGAAAAAGAAACGUUAUAAACGUCCCCGAAAGACCAAGUGGAGCACCGGGGUCCUCCCAAAACCAAAGAAGAAGAAGCUUCCGGCCCCGCCCUCCCCCCCCUCGCUGUGCUCCUCGUCCUCCUCCUCUUCCUCCUUCACCUCCUCCUCUGAACUCAGCACUGGAAGCUCGUCCAGCCAGUCGGACAGCAGUGAUGAGGAGGAGGAGCAGGACCUCUACCUGAGCCUCCACCCAGCGUACAGCGGCGUCCCCGGGGGCCCGGGCGGAACCCUGAAGAACGGCUUCCUCCAUCCCAAAGAGCUCCACCCGCGCUCCAACCAAGAGAGGACCAGGAGAGGCGAGGCAGCAGCCUCCACGCAGCAAGGAGAGAAGAACCAGAGACCCCUGCUGGUGGACCGGAGCAAGCUCAGGGACCUGCUGACUCGGUGUGUGUCUCAGACUGAAGGCUUCGAGGUCGAAGCUCUGGAGAAACUUUACGCUCUGCUGGCUCAGUGUAUCUACACACACCGAGAGGAGAGCGACAAGAGCCCACUGCUGCAGGACAUGAGGACGGAGAUCGACUGUUUCUUCUGAUCUUCCGACAGUCAAGUUCACAAAACGUCAUUCAGAUUUUUUGGAAUGUUUUCAGCUGUUUACAUUGUUUAUUUAUUUAUUGACUAUUUAUUGACGGGCUCUUUAAGGACUAUUUAUUCCUGGAGACUCGCUGGAUUGAUUUGGGUCAGAGUGUGUUGAUCAGCGUUUGGUGCUGUGAGUUUGAAUAAACUGAUUUG